Molecule: messenger RNA, 1365 nt
Organism: Chrysochloris asiatica (Cape golden mole)
Lineage: Eukaryota; Metazoa; Chordata; Mammalia; Afrosoricida; Chrysochloridae
Gene: F7
Product: coagulation factor VII (serum prothrombin conversion accelerator)
Exons: 8
Coding region: 1-1365 (454 amino acids)
Biological process (GO): blood coagulation; proteolysis
Cellular component (GO): extracellular region
Molecular function (GO): serine-type endopeptidase activity; calcium ion binding
Source: RefSeq, a predicted model, not a curated record
AUGGCUUCCCAUUUCCGGAGACUCGCCUUUGUCUGCUUUCUGCUCGGGUUACAACCUUCUCGGCCUGCAGUCUUCAUAAACCAGGAGGAUGCCAACAGCAUCUUACACAGGCAAAGGCGAGCCAACUCAUUCUGGGAAGAGCUGAGGUCCGGGUCACUGGAAAGGGAAUGCAACGAGGAACAGUGCUCAUUUGAGGAAGCCAGGGAGAUCUUCAAGAGCACCGAGAGGACCAAGCAGUUCUGGGUUACUUACAAUGAUGGAAACCAGUGCGCUUCAGAUCCCUGCCAGAAUGGAGGUUCCUGUGAGGACCAGCUCCAGUCUUAUAUCUGCUUCUGCCCUCAAGGUUUUGAGGGUCGGAACUGUGAGACAAACAAAAACAGUCAGCUGAUCUGUGUGAAUGACAACGGAGGCUGUGAGCAAUACUGCAGCGACAACACAGACACCAAACGGUCCUGCCAGUGUCACGAUGGCUACACGCUCAUGGAAGAUGAAGUAUCGUGUGUGCCCUCAGUUGAAUAUCCGUGUGGAAAAAUACCUAUUCUGGAAAAAAGAAAUGGCAGCCACCCCCAAGGCCGAAUUGUAGGUGGCAAGUUGUGUCCCAGAGGAGAAUGCCCGUGGCAGGCUGUGAUAAAGCUGAAUGGAGCUCUGCAAUGUGGGGGAGCGCUGCUGGAAGCCAUGUGGGUCAUCACUGCCGCCCAUUGUUUUGACAAACUCAGCCUAAGAAACUGGAAGACUCUGACAGUGGUUUUGGGUGAGCAUGACCUUAGUGAAGAGGAAGGCAGUGAACAGGAACGGCAAAUUGCUCAAAUCAUAAUCCCUGACAAGUACAUUCAAGGCAAAACCAAUCAUGACAUCGCUCUGCUCCGUCUGAGGAUGCCAGUGAACUUCACUGACUACAUAGUACCCCUGUGCUUGCCGUACAAGGAAUUCUCUGAGAACACACUGGCCUACAUACGGUUCUCCUCCGUGAGUGGCUGGGGUCAGCUUCUUGACAGGGGCUCCACAGCUCUUGAGCUCAUGACCAUAGAAGUGCCCAGGAUGAUGACCCAGGACUGUAAGAAACAAACAAAAAAGUCAAUCAAUGCCCCAGAGAUAACAGAAAACAUGUUCUGUGCUGGCUACCUGGAUGGGACCAAGGAUGCCUGCAAGGGAGACAGUGGAGGUCCACAUGUGACCAAAUACCAAAACACAUGGUACUUGACAGGGAUCGUCAGCUGGGGCGAGGGCUGUGCUGCAAUAGGCCACAUUGGGGUAUACACCAGGGUCUCCCAGUAUACUGAAUGGCUGAACAGCGUCAUGGACUCAAAACCAAAACCAGGCCAUCUCCUGCAAGCCCCAUUUCCCUACCCUCAACUUCAGCUCUAG